This is a messenger RNA of Opisthorchis viverrini, 1990 nucleotides long. RefSeq lists its product as hypothetical. Gene Ontology annotation, biological process: transport along microtubule. Gene Ontology annotation, molecular function: dynein light chain binding; dynein heavy chain binding. The transcript has 8 exons. The record is from RefSeq and is a predicted model, not a curated record. NCBI's taxonomy places the organism in Eukaryota, Metazoa, Platyhelminthes, Trematoda, Opisthorchiida, Opisthorchiidae. Gene Ontology annotation, cellular component: cytoplasmic dynein complex. The coding region runs from base 7 to 1914 and encodes 635 amino acids.
GAGAAAAUGAGCGCGGCUGAUAGGAAAGCUGAAAUAGAGAGGAAGAAGGCCACUCUCAUUGCCAUAAGAGAGAACCGAAAAAAGAGAGAAGAAAGCAGACGAAGUGGCUUAGAAGAUGGGAGCGCUGCUGAAUUGGGCAAGGUGGCUAGCAAUGGCGAUUUGGGGCAAACGACCGAAGAGAUCUUGAAAACACUUGGGAUACCCGUUGGAGAAGAGCCGGUGGGUACGCAAAACGCCACCGAUGCGCAGGACUCAGCACUUGCUGCAGCAAAAACACCUACGACUACGAGAAAGCGGAAGCACCUCCAAUUUUCUCGGAUCAUUGAGUCAUCUGUUCCACCCCCUCAGUCAAUACAAUACAGCAAGGAAGUACAAACCAUUGCACAGCUGUCUGAACGAGAAAUACUUACAUAUGAAGAAACGAGCAGAGAAGAGGAGGAUGUGGACGCGAGUGCGGCCCUUGCGGAAUUACAGAAGAUGCCACAUGUGGGUCUCUCUCAAACUUCACAAAAAGGUCGUACUCGGUUGGAGAAUGGGGUUGCGCAAGAAGAGGUUAAAAAGCCUGUGAACCUUUCUGAAGAGGACAAAACACGGAUUCUAUCGUCGGAUGAUUUUAUACAAUUCUUCAACCGUUCUGCUCAGAUUAUCGAACGUGCAAUUUGUGAACCUGAAGAUGCUCUAUUUUUGGACUACACUGGCGGCGAAAGAGAAGCCGAGACGUCCCGUGAAUUGGUCACAGUGUGCCAUGAGUUUUUCGAUGAACGCUGGUCCAAACGUCGUGUGGUAACCAGUUUGGAAUGGUCCACGAUCUACCCGGAGCUACUACUGGCCGCUUACCAUAUCAAUGAGGAAGCCGCACACGAACCGGAAGGAGUUUGUCUGAUUUGGAACAUGAAAUUCCCAAAGAAAACCAGCCCGGAGUUUAUUUUUCACUGCCAGUCUCCGAUUACCUCAGCCACGUUGUCCAAAUUCCACCCGAACCUAGUAAUUGGGGGCACGUAUUCCGGUCAGAUCGUAUUGUGGGAUAGUAGAGUCAACAAGCGAACACCAGUUCAACGGAGCCCUCUCACUUCGAUGGCUCAUACACACCCAGUGUUUGCUGUGACCGUGGUCGGCACGCAGAAUGCACACAAUAUCAUCAGCCUCGGUUCAGAUGGAUCGCUGUGUGCAUGGAAUAUUGAAAUGUUGGCUCAACCGCGUGAAAAGAGCAGAGUAUGUGAGGUACCCUCAGCGACAGGUGGUGGACAUUUCGAACUUUAUCCCACCUGCAUGUCUUUCUUCGCCAAUGAUGUGAACAAUUAUGCCGUUGGCGCCGAGAAUGGAAAUGCCUAUUGUGGACAACGACACAGCAGUCGCACAGCAACCACGGACGAUGCAUCUCGUAACGUUCCAUACAAAGGUCAUUGCGCUCCCAUCACAGCCAUAUCGACUCAUCCGUGUCCCGGUGCCAUGAACUUCUCUUCUCUGUUCCUUACCUCCUCUCUCGAUUGGACUGUCCGCCUUUGGUCCACUUCCGAAUACACUCCACUACAUACAUUUGAGGAUUAUUUCGACUAUGUGUACGAUGUUAGUUGGAGUCCUGUUCACCCUGCGGUGUUUGCGGCGGUAGACGGUACCGGUCGUCUGGACGUGUGGAAUAUCAAUCAGGAUGUUGAGGUUCCUUGUGCACGUCAUUCCAUUCGGGGUCACACAGGUCAAGACCGGACUGGAGGCAACAUCGCGUUGAACAAGUGUCGUUGGGAUAGUUCAGGUAGCUAUUUAGCCGCUGGAGAUAAUCAGGGCCGUGUAACCAUCUGCUCCGUUCAUGAAUCCUUAUCCCAACCUGGGCCCGAACAGUGGUCAGAAUUGGCUCGCAGUCUGACAGACCUGAAGCAUUAUAAAAUGGAGCAGGAAGUAGGACGUGCUGAAAUGUGAUUUGUCCAUUUCAGCCCACCUUUUGUGUCAACUAUUGUGAUUCCGUUGGGUGGAAUGGGACUACCUUCGUCCUUUG